This is a messenger RNA of Haliotis rubra (blacklip abalone), 1168 nucleotides long. RefSeq names its product innexin unc-9-like. Bases 29 to 1168 code for a protein of 379 amino acids. NCBI's taxonomy places the organism in Eukaryota, Metazoa, Mollusca, Gastropoda, Lepetellida, Haliotidae. The record is from RefSeq and is a predicted model, not a curated record. Gene Ontology annotation, cellular component: plasma membrane; gap junction. The transcript has 3 exons. Gene Ontology annotation, molecular function: gap junction channel activity.
AGGCCCCCUUCACUAAAUCAUUACAACAAUGGCAGGAUUGAGAGCAUGGUUUGGACGUGGAUUAGAUCAGGAUUAUGUCGACUCCAUCAACAGUUUCUGGACAGUCCUUCUAUUAGCCGUGUGUUCUGUGGGAUCAUUCGCCAUGCGUUACAUCACUACACCCAUCAGUUGUUGGUGCCCUGCUCAAUUCGAACAGUCUCAGUACUCGUACACACAGGAAUCGUGUUUUCUGAAGGGCUUGUAUUAUAUGAAGCCAAUGCCUAAUGAUUAUGACGAAAAAAUACCACUCAUACUCUUCAUCCAAGCCCUGGCUUUCAAACUACCCAACAUCAUCUGGAACAGCAGCAAGCACUUGCUUACUUUCAAUAUGGAAGAAACCGUGGAGUCCCUGAAAAGUGUACAAUUGACCAAUGCCGAGAAUAGCCAGGUCAUGUUCAGUGAUGCAGCCCGAGUAUUUGGAAGUCUGUUGAGAAGAAACCGAAUCAUUUUGGCUCUUCUGUAUCUAUUUGUGAAACUUCUCUCCUGUGUCAAUCUGAUAGCCCAGUUUGUGUUCCUAACAACAUACUUCAGACAAUACCUGGCAAUCAGGGUUGGAUCCUAUGCAGGUUUUGAUAUGGACUCCAUUAUAAAACCUUUGCUUGUAAAAGAUGGUUACUGCAAUUUUCUAAUUCACCGGAUGACGACAACCUACGAUUAUACAGUUCAGUGUACUCUACCAAUCACCGAAAUCUAUGAGAAGAUUUUCACCUUCCUGUGGUACUGGAUCUUCCUCCUGGCUGCCAUCACCAUCCUUAACCUUGUCCUGUGGGCAGGAUUUCUCUUCCUUCCAUUCCUAAGAGAUGGCAGGAUAGCUGCCCAUGUCAACGCUGCCAAAGGAACUCGCCCUGAUGAACACUCUAUAACUCGAUUCAUCAGCACUUUCCUUGGAAUAGAUGGAGUACUUGUCUUGUCCAUGAUCUCCUGGAAUUCCAGUGAGCUGGUUUCAGCGAAGCUCACCCAACAUAUGUACCAAGUGUUUCGGGAAAAGGAAGAAGAAUUUCAAAAUGCACGAGAAAUCUACGCAGGAGAGCCUGGAGGUGGAGCUGGAGCCACGGGAACAGAAGCGGCGUUACCAAUGAUUGAUCUCGCCUCUGGUACCCCUAAUAUGGAGAAAGUGCCGAUUCUGUGA